Messenger RNA from Gastrolobium bilobum, 6536 nucleotides. Its product is annotated as kinesin-like protein KIN-12C. Lineage: Eukaryota; Viridiplantae; Streptophyta; Magnoliopsida; Fabales; Fabaceae. Gene Ontology annotation, biological process: microtubule-based movement. The record is from RefSeq and is a predicted model, not a curated record. Gene Ontology annotation, molecular function: microtubule binding; ATP binding; microtubule motor activity.
AUGUUGAAAGAAGGCUCAACUAGUACUACUCGAAACUUGGCUCGAAGGAACUCUCACAUUGAAGCAAACGAGAACGAAUUCGAAUCAUUGCAGAACCUAAUCAACUAUCCACCUCCUCGAACCCCUUUGAAUUCCAUACCGGAUCCUUCUCAGUGUCCUGAAUCCGAACCUGUUAGGUUCGGAAUUGGGAAUGGAACUUCCAGGGCUUCGAGUCGGAGCGGAAAGGCACAUUCGGAGCCUAACUCGGCUCAGACCACGCCGGCCAGAAAUUCUUCGAGGGUUUCGCUCGGUGGAGGAAGUAGCAGUAGAGUGAUGAAAGGGAUCGAGUUGUGUAUGGAAGUUCCGCAUUUCGAGCUCGAAGAUGAUUCAUCGUUCUGGAUGGAUCAUAAUGUGCAGGAUUCGACCUUUGAGUACUAUGGAGAAGCUUUCACAAGGUUAUGGUAGGUGUUUGAGCAGGAAAGUGCGCAAACAUUGGUCUGGCUUGGCCAUCCUGAAACCAGAUUCACCUUUGAUCAUGUAGGGUGUGAGACCUUAUCCCAGGAAAACCUGUUCAGAGUUGCUGGAGUGCCUAUGGUGGAGAAUUGCUUGUCUGGUUACAAUAGUUGUAUGUUUGCUUAUGGUCAGACGGGUAGUGGCAAAACGUAUACCAUGAUGGGUGAGAUUAAAGAAACAGAAGGAUACCUUACUGAAGAUAGCGGGAUAACACCAAGAGUUUUUGACUACUUAUUUAUGAGGAUUAAAGCGGAAGAAGAGAGCAGGAAGGAUCAUAAGCUGAAAUACAGUUGCAAGUGUUCCUUUUUGGAGAUAUACAAUGAGCAAAUAACUGACCUUCUAGAGCCUUCAUCAACUAAUCUGCAACUCAGAGAAGACAUUAAGAAGGGUGUAUACGUUGAAAACCUUACUGAACAUAAUGUGGUCACAGUUAAUGAUGUUCUCAGGCUUUUGUUACAGGGCACUGCAAAUAGAAAGGUGGCUGCAACUCAUAUGAACUGUGAGAGCAGUCGGUCUCACAGUGUUUUCACUUGUAUUAUUGAAAGCCGGUGGGAGAAAGAUUCUAUGACUCACUUUAGGUUUGCAAGGUUAAAUUUAGUAGAUCUGGCUGGUUCUGAAAGGCAGAAAAGCUCCGGAGCAGAUAGUGAACGUUUGAAAGAAGCAGCAAAUAUAAAUAAAUCCUUGUCAACUCUUGGCUUGGUCAUAAUGACUUUGGUGGACUUAGCCCAUGGGAAGCCUAGGCAUGUUCCGUACAGAGAUUCAAGGCUUACAUUUCUUCUUCAGGAUUCUUUAGGUGGAAACUCAAAGACCAUGAUCAUUGCAAAUGUCAGCCCAUCCAUUUGCGCUGCUAACGAAACGCUAAGCACUCUGAAGUUUGCCCAGCGAGCCAAGCUCAUUCAAAACAAUGUACCUGCCUAUUUAUAUACGUGCAUGAAUGAAGAUGCUUCUGGUGACAUAAGUGCGCUGCAGUGGCAAAUCCAGCAGUUGAAGGGUCAACUGUCCUUUCUGAUGAACAAUCAAAAUUUUGCAACUCCUCUGUCAAAUUUGGAGCCAAAUUCUAAAAGCAUUAGGUUGAGUGAAGUGUCAGAAGGAUACGACUCUUUGGGAGAAAUAGGAACAGCAGGUCACAAGCUACUUAUUCCAAACAAAGAGAUCAACUGCAUGGAAGCUGCUUUGGUUGGUGCCUUAAGGAGAGAAAAGAUGGCUGAGACUACAAUCCAGAAUUUAAAGGCUGAAAUUGAACGCACAAACUGCUUGGUGCGACAAAGGGAAGAGGAAACUCAACAUACUUCAAUUAUGCUAAGGCAUUGUGAGGAGAAAAUUAAACAACUUGAAUUAUUGGUAGAUGGUCAACUGUCAGCUGAGAAGUAUCUCACGGAGGAAAACCGGGCUUUACGGGAGGAGAUUCAGUUGCAUAAAGCGAACAUUGGUAAAAAUUCAGAAUCAUCCAGACUUGCUUUGGAGAAUGAUAAACUUUUAUUCCAAAACUUUUAUGAGCAUGGAGAGCGGGAAAGAUUGCUGACUGAACUUUCUGAAUUGCGUGAUCAGGUUCUCGUCCAUCUCCAAGAGAGAUUAACAUUCUCCAUUAAAAAUGGAAAUCAGGACACUGACACUAAACAAGAGUUGGAAGAUUGUCAGAAUAUGAAUUCUAAAUUAGAAGUAAGUAAAUUACAGACAGAACUUGGAAAGUAUUUGAAGUACAAUCAAGUUAAGUCUAUUUCUGUUCUGAAUUCUUCAUUUGAGCAUCCUGAUGAACUUCUGAAGACAGAUAAAUGUUCAUUGGUUCUUGAGACAAUAUCCAUGAGAAGUGAUUAUGGGGAUGGAAUGCCAUCCUCUACAUGGGAAGAUAAUGAAUAUAACAACAACAAAGAGUUGGAGGCCAAAUUGGAAAAAAUGAGCAAGGAUCUUGAAGAAGUGAGGUUACUUAAUGACCAAUAUCAAGAGAAAUGGGCAUUACAGUUAUCUCAAAAUCAACAGACUGAAAUAGUGUGUCAAGAGGUUGAGAUUGAGACAACUAGCACAAUUCUUCAUUUGCAGGAAGAGGUUGCCAGUCUUCAGUCAGAGUUAGAAGGGAGGUUAUGCUCCAUUACUCAAGAAAAUACAGAGCUAAGAAAUCUGGUUGCAGCAAAAGAGCAGGAAAUUAGGACACAGUGUUUGGACUGGGAAAAGGCAAUCUUGGAACUGACAACCUUCCUUCUAGAAGGCUCCAGAUCUCUCAAAAAUGCCUGUGGCCAAGUAAAAAGCAUUUCAUGUUCAUUUCCCCAGGUUAAUGCUGGGAUUAGCGAACAUGUUGGCAUGGCUGUCAAAAAGUAUAUUGAGAAGGAGGAAACAAUUCAGCAGCUACAAAGUAGCUUGGAGGAUGCACAAAAAAUGUUAUUGGACAUGGAGUUGAAGAUAAGCUCCUUAAAGGAAGCAACUGUAACCUUAAGUGCAUUUCAACGGCUAGACAACAAUGAAGGCAUUGAAGAGGCAAUCCAAUUAAGAGUGUUUUUAAAUGAGAAGACCAAUAUGAUAAGGAUGCUGGAAAAUGAAAUAAAAUAUAAAAACAAUCAACUUUGUAGAGCUGCUAAACAAGCUGAUGCUGCAUUCCUUGUGGCAAAAUGGCUUUCUGAUAGUUAUAGUGUAGCUCAUAUGAAUGGUGAUGGUGAAAAUAUUUCCAUCACUGAGCUAGAUGUUCAAGCCAGACUGGGAAGUUGUACUAUUUCUGAGAAUCAAAAUGUUGGAAAUAAUUUGAUACUGAAUGAUCUUAUGGCUCAAGUUGAGUUAACAAAACUAGAAGUACUGGAGAUGGAGAAUGCUGUAAAAGCCUUUUUUGCAGAUACAGAAACGGACUUGAUUCAGGACAUAGUCAAAGAAACUCAGGACAUGAGGAAAGAAGUAAGGGAUUUAAAGAUGCAUCAUAGAAGUUCUGAGGGUUAUAAAGUUGACUCCCUAACAUCCAAUGCAAACAAAUGCCAGGUGUCUGGAGACCAUCAACACACACUGCAUCAGAUAAAAGAGCAACUUGUUGAGAUGAAUAAAAGACUGAAUAUCAUAGAGAAUUGUAUUAGCACAGAAGUAAAUGCAUCUAGCUUUCAACUGCUGGAUGAAGAUUUCAUAGAUGCUGAUGAAUUGAGUGCUGAUAGUUCUUCAGUCUCUGAUUUGUCAACUGAAACUGAGAGCGUUGCUUCUGGAAGUAAGUCACAUGGAUCCACAUAUACUUGCAAAUUUAAGUUUCCUGGAAACAUAACAGAAGAAGAGGUACACAUGAAAUCUGAAAGAGGCAUUGUAAUUCAAUUUGAUGAUCACACAUCAUCAAAUACAGGAAAGCUUGUGAAAAGGCCAAUCUAUAAUGAAACAGCAGUGUCCUGUCUGAGUAAAGAAUUAAAUGUCACGUGUGAUAGUUUCCAAAGACUGUAUGUUCGCUUGUCUGCACUUCUCAAAGAAUUGGACGAUGAAUCCUGUUAUUACCCUAAAGAACUAAAAAAGGAGAUUCCAUCUUUCCACUUUAUGAUGCAGAAAGAUGAAGCAGGCUGUGAGAAUGACACAGAGGUAUUUGGUUAUAGGGAGCUUAAACCUGAAGAUGGCUUCUUAACCAAAUUUAUGGAAGCUCAUGCAACAGUGAAGGAAGCAGAUAUUACGCUACAUGCUUUGACAAAUGCAUUAGAAGAUUCAAAAAAGUUGACUGCUAUGUGGAAGCAGGCUGGUCAAGACUUGAUGAUUGAGAGAGCAAACUUGGCAGAAGAGAUUCAAAAACUCAAAUUUUCAGUUCAAGAAAAAGAAGAAGAGAACCGAUUACUGAAGGAUCACAUCCAUUUCAGUAUGUUAGAGAUGAAAAAUUCAGUUUCUAUGCUAGAAGAGUGUUUCUUGCAAAUACAAACCAAUGUGGAGAAGAAAUUCAUGAUAAUGCAUUCUGAUGUUCUUCUGGUGGGGCAGGAGAUGCUAUACUUUAUGAGUAGCCUGAGGUCAUCAGUAGAAGAUAUUUUCUCUAGGAUUGUGGAUGAAGGAUUUGUAACAAAGCUGGCCAGUAAAUUUGCCUGCUUUAGUGUAAACCAUGAUUUGCAAUCAGCCGGACAAGGGGAAUUGCAUAAUUUACCAAAAAUUUGCUCAAAUGUUGCAGAAACUGUCAUGAGUAUAGGUAAUGAAGGCACAGGGAAAAGAGAUCAAUGUGUUUUAAUCCAAAAUGUGCAAGAGGAGCGGGACUUGCCUAAUGUCAAAGAAACAUAUGAAAAUAUGGAUCUUAGAAAGGAGUUAGAGAGGAAACAACAGUUAUUAGAGGGUUUAUUUUUUGACUUCAGGCUGUUGCAGGAAUCAGCUUCUAACAGUAAGGACAUUAAGGAUCAGACUGAGAAGUUAAUAUUUUCUCUAAGCCAAGCUCGGUAUGAGCUAGAGAUUAAAGCAAGUCAGCUUGAUGAUAUACUGCUGAAGAACAGAAAACUUGAAGGUUCUCUUGCUGACACUGAAAAGGCCUUAACUACAUCAAAUUAUGAGCUUCAGCUUGCUAAAGAAUCAAUCGAGAAUCUUUCUGAUCAAAAUACAGAGUUAAAGGAGCUUUUGAGAGAAUUCUAUGGCAACAGAAUUGAAGCUGAAGAGCAAUUGGAUGAACAUAAAGAGGUGAUUAAAGGCUUGGAAAAAGAAAUUGCUAAUUUGACAGCUUCACUGGAAAACCAAUCACUUUCCUUGUUUGAAAACUUUGAGGAUGAACUAAGAAAGGUGAUAAUAGAAAGAGAUCAACUCCACGAAGAAGUUUGUGUCUUGAAUGAUAAGCUUGAGAUGGCUUAUUCCUUGGUUGAUGAAAAGGAAGCAAUUGCCAUAGAAGCUCGUCAGGAGUCAGAGUCUAGUAAGCUCCAUGCUGAGCAAAAGGAAGAGGAAGUCAGUAUUCUGGAACAUUCUGUUGAGGAGCUUGAGUCUACCAUAAAUGUUUUAGAGAAAAAGGUGCAUGAAAUGGAUGAGGAGGUGGGACGACAUCGUUUAAUUAGUGAUUCGCUAAAAAUGGAACUCGAAGCUUUGAAAGAGAGAUUAUUGUUAGUUGACAAUUUACCCUGGCAUGCAGAUUCAGGAAGCACGAGUGCUCAAACUGACGAGCAGAUAUCUAGGCAACUACCCAGUAAAAUACUGGAACUUCAUGAGGCACUAAAUCGGAUAAAGCUUCUUGAAAAGGAAAACGCAGAACAAGAUAAGGAGAUUAAAAAGUGCAAAGAGUACAUCUCGGAAAUUGUAUUGCAUACUGAAGCCCAAGCAUUGCAGUACCAACAGAAGUACAAGUGCCUGGAGUCCAUGUUCCACGAUGUAAAAACAGAUAUGUCAUAUUCAACAUCAGAGAAAAUCGAGAAAAGCUCAGUAAGGACGAGAGGUUCAAGCUCACCAUUCAGAUGCAUUUCAAAUCUUGUUCAGCAGAUGAAUCAGGAGAAGGAUCAAGAAUUGUUGGUGGCAAAGCUCCGUGUGGAAGAACUCGAAGCACUCGCAGCAACUCGGCAAAAGGAGGUAUGCAUGCUACAAACAAGGCUGGCUGCUACUGAAAGCAUGACUCAUGAUGUCAUUCGGGACCUUCUCGGUGUAAAACUGGACAUCACCAACUAUGCAGUAAACCAAAACCAGAUUGUGAAAUUAGUGGAGGAGGCUCAUCAUCAAAGAAAAGAGUUCUUUGCAAAGGAAAAAGAGAAUCUCGACCUAAGACUGCAGAUUAGUGAUCUCAUUGAAGAAAGAGAGAGCUGCAUAUCGGAACUGAAAACUAAAGAGGCCGAUAUACUUGCCAGUCAGAUAGCAGUGCAGCAACUCCAAGAGCGAGAUCAGUUGCUUUCUGCGCAAAACGAAAUGUUGAAGAUGGAUAAGACCAAUCUCAUGAGGACGGUUGCAGAAUUGGAUGACACGGUGAAAACACUACUUGGGACACGAAAUACCCAUCGAGUCCCACAGUCAUCAAAGACUAAGGAUAAGAGCGCUCUAAAUUUGGGUAACGUUAGAUUCAGUAGGAGGUUGUCACAAUCUGAACAAUUUUCUCGUGUUAAUGACCAGCUUGCUCAGCACUGCAAAUCUGCUGGUAAUAAUUCACACGGCUAAACAAC